CCCAAACCUCCCCAAAAAUAUUAUCAAACAAUAUUAAUCAUACCAUUUACCUUAGAAAAAAAAUGUAUAGGCAAUAUAAAUUUUUACCCUGGCACAACAGUCAUAGUACCAUAAGGAAAAGAUGAAAAAACUGAGCAAAGCAUUAAAAAGCAAAGACAAGCCCUUACACAUUCUGAAUAAUGUGUAAACUAGAAAUAACUUUACUCAGAGAACAAUAGCCAAGUCCCCCAAAAUCAGAAGAGCUACUCAAAAACGCUAAAAGAGCACAUCCAACUAUGUGGAAAUAGAAUGGGAAAAUUCAUGAGUAGCGGUGACAAGCCUACUGAGCCUGGUGACAGCUGGUUGUCCAAGAUAGAAUCUUAGUUCAACUUUAAAUUUACUCACAGUAUUACUUAAUCUCCCUGUAAGUUUAACUGUUACUCUAAAUUGGGACAGCUCUUUAGACCUCAGGAAACAACCUUCGUACAAAGAAUACAAAAUAUUACCACCCUAAUUGGUCCCAAAGCAGCCACCAAUUAAGAAAGCAUUCAAGCUAAACAUCCAAUUAUCUUAAAUUCUAAUCACCAUACUAAACUUUUAACAUCACAUUGGACUAAACUAUUACUUAAUAUAAACAAUAAUGUUAAUAUAAGUAACAUGAAAAUAUUUUUUUUGCAUAAGCUUACAUCAGACCAGAAUAAUUCACUGACAGCUAACAGCCAAAUAUUAGUAAUUGAUAUAAUGUGCACCCUAUUAUUUAUACUGUUAAUCCAACACAGGUAUGCUUUGAGGAAAGAUUGCAAAAGCUAAAAGGAACUCAGCAAAUCUUACCCUGCCUGUUUAACAGAAGCAUCACCUCUAGCAUUACUAGUAUUAGAGGCGCAGACUGACCAGUGAAAAAUGUUCAAUGACUAAGGUAUCCUGAACGUACAAAAGUAGCAUAAUUACUUGUUCCCUAAAUAGGAACUUGUAUGAAUGACCAUAGGAGGGUUCAGCUGUCUCUCACUUUUAAUCAGUGAAAUUGAUAAUCUAUCCAUGAAGAGGCGGAUAUAAACAAAUAAGACGAGAAGAUCCUAUAGAGCUUUAAUUCAUUAAUGCAAAUAAAACCUCAAAAGAGCCUACAGGCCCUAGUGUACUAUCCCUGCAUUCAAAAUUUGGGUUGAGGUGACCUCGGAGCCUAAUUCAACCUUUGCACAACCCAAACUAAGACUACAGUAGUCUAAGCGAGUUGACACACAUUGAUCCAGUAAUUUGAUCAAUGACAUAAGUUGUCCUAGGGAUAACAGCAUAAUCCUAUUCUAGAGUCUAUAUCAACAGUAGAGUUUAAAACCUCCAUGUUGGAUAAGGACAUCCUAAUGGUGCAGACACUGUUAAGGAUUCCUUUGUUCAAGGAUUAAAGUCCUAUGUGAUCUGAGUUCAGACCAGUGUAACCCAGGUCAGUUUCUGUCUAUUUAACGUUUCUCCUAAUAUGAAAGGACAAGAGAAAUAGGACUCACUUCAUAAAGCACCCUUGCCCAACAGAUGACGUUAUCUUAAUCUAACAUAUCACCACACACACUACUCAAGAACAGGGUUUGUUAA
Messenger RNA from Pan troglodytes (chimpanzee), 1560 nucleotides. Its product is annotated as MTRNR2-like. NCBI's taxonomy places the organism in Eukaryota, Metazoa, Chordata, Mammalia, Primates, Hominidae. The record is from RefSeq and is marked validated. The transcript has a single exon. The coding region runs from base 955 to 1032 and encodes 25 amino acids.